AUGGUUCAACAGUUCGCAGCAGCUUCAAAAAUUCCUCGUGCAUCAGGUAGUAAUAUAAGCCGCGCGUCGUUCAUCGAGCUUGGACGGCAUAAAGAGCCUUAUCGGUUCACGGUAGGUACGACCGACAUCGUUGUUUGUCGGCUUGACCGACUUUCCCCGCUCAAGAGAGGAAGGAUUCUUCUAGAUGUCGACCUCGAUUAUUUCUCCCGAUAUCGCGAUUCUGGUAACGAUGGAGACUGGUCGGAACCGUCGAUAGAACCUUUCGACAUAGUUUCUGAUCUCCGUGCGCGAAUUUCAGAUCCCGAGAUAACGACUGUGGCAUUGUCGUGGCACGGCGGCUAUGUGCCAAACAAUCUGCUAGUCAGGAUUAUUCCGAUUUGUAAUGAUGCAGAAAAUCUUCAAAAAAGAGAGGUGUGGGGUGGAUUUGACCGUCAACCUACAAGCUCAUAUCUCGAAUAUACCUGGGCUUGUGGUCUGCUGCACCGUAAACGCCCUGCGGAAGCAUUGCAAUUCGCGCGUCGUGCCGUCGAUGCAGAUCCGGAAGUCGGGGCCCAUCAUUAUGCGAUAUCCCUUGGUGCAGCUGGCGUUGGUGAUCUUGCCAGUGCCGCUGCAGCGCGAGAUCGAUGCCUGUCUUGUGGCACUAUAGAGUCUGCGCAAGUUCUUAACGACUUUGCAGGAAUUUCUGUGCGAAUGGGCGACAUUCAAGGUGCGCUUGUUCUGCAGGAGAAGGCAUUUGCAGUUGAUCAGGCUGAGAGUCCAAUUGUUUCCGCCAAUCUGAUGUCGUUAUAUGCUCAAACCGGAAAUUGGGAUCGCGCCAAGGAUCUAGCACAGAUUACGAUUGAGUGGCAGCCGUUCAACCCCGAAGCCUUCGUUGUAUUGGCUACGACAGCACAGUAUAACGGCGGUAAUAUUAGUGCGGCUGAAAUGUGGGAACUUGCGGCUGAGAUUACACUCGAUGAUCGGCAGAAAGCUUCUUAUCGUCGUCGUAGCGCGAGGUUUCGUUCGUAUCGAAAGGAUUCUAAUCAUGUGUGA
Cylicostephanus goldi is the source of this 1032-nucleotide messenger RNA. Lineage: Eukaryota; Metazoa; Nematoda; Chromadorea; Rhabditida; Strongylidae. The record is from the annotation of a GenBank genome assembly.